AUGCCCCGCUCAUUUUUGGUGAAGAAAAUCAAGCUUGAUGAUUUCUCCUCGGCCACCUCCAACCACCACCACCACCACCACCACCACCACCUGGACGACUCCUUCACUUUUUCACGCUCCAUCACAGACUCCGUCACCAGCUUGGGGGUCCGUCUCAGCGAGAAUGGCUACAUCCAGGAUUACAUCACGCCAUCUGUGUACCAGGGGGAGAAGAAGAUGGAGCACAAGCUGGCCUCCCCCGUGUCGGACCCCCUGUACGCCCAGGGGGCGAACAGCGGCGGCGAGGAGUACUGCGAGCCUGACCUGGAGCACCCCGACAGCCCGCAGUCCGGCAUGACGGCCAGCGGCUUCUACAGCGGCGAGUCGGACGCGCUGGCCGAGGGCUACACCAUGGAUGCCUUCUUCAUCUCCGACGGCCGCUCGCGGCGGAAGAGGGACAGCGAGUCCCGCAGCGGCGGCGGCGGCGGCGGCGGCGGCUCGGGCUCACGGAGCAGCGCCUCCAGCACGCCGGCGCCGGAGGAGAGGGGUUCCAGCUGUGGCACGGCGCGCCACAGCUGCAACGAGUGCGGCAAGACGUACGCCACCUCGUCCAACCUCAGUAGACACAAGCAGACGCACCGCAGCCUGGACAGCAAGAUGGCCCGCAAGUGUCCCACCUGCGACAAGGUGUACGUGUCCAUGCCGGCGCUGGCCAUGCACAUCCUCACCCACGACCUCAAGCACAAGUGUGACGUGUGCAGCAAGGCGUUCAGCCGGCCCUGGCUGCUGCAGGGCCACAUGCGCUCGCACACGGGGGAGAAGCCGUUCGCCUGCGCCCACUGUGGCAAGGCCUUCGCCGACCGCUCCAACCUCCGUGCCCACAUGCAAACACACUCUGCCUUCAAGCACUACAGAUGCAAGCGUUGCAAUAAGACCUUUGCCCUCAAGUCCUACCUGAACAAGCACUACGAGUCGGCUUGCUUCAAGGGCUCCGCGGAUGAAGACGGAGAAGACGAGGAGUCCGGGUCGGAGAUCUGA
Gadus chalcogrammus (walleye pollock) is the source of this 1017-nucleotide messenger RNA. It is a transcript of the gene scrt2, whose product is annotated as scratch family zinc finger 2. The transcript has 2 exons. Lineage: Eukaryota; Metazoa; Chordata; Actinopteri; Gadiformes; Gadidae. Gene Ontology annotation, biological process: regulation of DNA-templated transcription. The coding region runs from base 1 to 1017 and encodes 338 amino acids. Gene Ontology annotation, molecular function: DNA-binding transcription factor activity, RNA polymerase II-specific; RNA polymerase II cis-regulatory region sequence-specific DNA binding. The record is from RefSeq and is a predicted model, not a curated record.